Microbotryum saponariae is the source of this 1696-nucleotide messenger RNA. The record is from the annotation of a GenBank genome assembly. Lineage: Eukaryota; Fungi; Basidiomycota; Microbotryomycetes; Microbotryales; Microbotryaceae.
AUGAUGGCUGGCUCAAAGGCAGCCCUGAGCGCUCAUCGAUGGUCCCACCUGCGAUACCCCUGGUCAACGAAGGUCAUCAUCAAGUAUGCCGCGACUGGUCACACCACCUCGCUAAGGGUACCUGAUUUGAACCUCCCCAAGGCAGUUGCUAAUUUGUCUUCAAACCCGCUCCAAUGCGCGGUUUACGAUCCGACAUUGCUUUCACGUAUCUUCGCAAGCCGCCUAAAAGGCAUACGCACGCAAGCGUUUGAUGACCUGCUCCAGGGGCGUCUACUCGACGCUUACCUUCGCGACAUCUCAGAUCUAACCUCAACUGUUGUGCAGAAGGAAGCUCAGGGGGAGACCUUCUAUGACGGUUUCAUCAUGACGUACGUCGUGCAGGCUGUACGAGCUCUCGGCAACCUCAACGACACUACCAGUAUCACGAAAAGUGCCCCUGUUCAUUAUCUUUCUCAAAAAGGUGACGGAGAUUAUGUUUUGUGUUAGGACAACAAGACGAUCGUCACGGUCUCGACGGAAUUCAAGACGGGUUACAACUUGCGACGUUUCAUGACCCAAGAUCGUCAAAUCAAGGGACGUAUCUGGCCUGCACCACUGCGCUCGAAAAUCAUCGACAUCCGCCUCGUAGGCCAGUCCCGUCACCUCGUCCAAUUAGAAGGGGCUGCAGCCAUCUUCGCCAAGGUGAGCUUCACUCACAAAAACCCUACUCUGCGGGUUCCGGACAAGCUACCCCUACUAUGUAUACGUGACCGACUCGUAACCACCUGAAUUUGUGUUAUGGUGUUUUAACAGUUAGCCCUACAGGUGCUCCGUGCCAAAGGACGUUUCGGAAUCAUCUUUGCUGCACCUUGGAUGGUGGUCGUAGAGCUGGGUGAGUCAAAAGUAGCAGAUUCUACGAGGAGCCAUCACGCGACUAUGGUACUGCUUAUGUCCUCACACUUUCAAGGUGUAGUGGCUGAUCUCGUGCUGUAUCGCUCUGCGGUCAGUCGUGGAAGAUGGUCCACAUUAUCUCCUUAUCAGCAAGCUCAUCAAGGUACUGCCUGGGCUGAACGAUGGUAAACCCGAGGGCGGCAUCAACAAGGCCGACGUCUACCCAUCGGAUGAUAACAACGACAUGCUGCAACUACUGGUCGCCUUGUUCCUCUCAAAUUCGAAGGGCUUCAAGGUCGAGAACCCUUCCAAAGCGACUCGACGCUCGCUACGAGCCGCCCGAAUCGAGAUGGCAACGAAUGGCACGGGUGGCCCUAAGACAUGUCCCACAACCUCCGCCGAAAAACAAAAAGGUCGCGGCAAAUCAGCACCGGCCAAGUCCGGACUGAGCGCAAGCUCGGAGGCCAUCUGGUCUUCGCAAGACGUUCUUCACGUUCUUCAGACCGCCAAAGCCGCUAUCUCGAAUGACACGAUCGAAUGCGAAAGCAGGCGCUCAAACGAGACCUCCUGGUCUGAGCAAGACCUCCAUGACGAAAUCGCACACGCCUUCAACGUCAUCAAGGUCCUCGGGCGCGACAGUCAAGGCAAUAGAGGCCGAAAACCCAUGGCACCUCUCGAUUCGUCUUCCGCCACCGAAUCGUCAGGCGAAGGAAACAGUGACACCAUCGAGUCGUCGAGCGAAGAGGAUCAUGACCUCACCGACUCGUCCAGCCCAGCACGCAGCGAGUCACAGGAAGACCCUGGCCACAGCAAGAAGAAGGUUUGA